Cryphonectria parasitica EP155 is the source of this 1521-nucleotide messenger RNA. Its product is annotated as cytochrome P450. The transcript has 2 exons. The record is from RefSeq and is a predicted model, not a curated record. Lineage: Eukaryota; Fungi; Ascomycota; Sordariomycetes; Diaporthales; Cryphonectriaceae. Gene Ontology annotation, molecular function: iron ion binding; heme binding; oxidoreductase activity, acting on paired donors, with incorporation or reduction of molecular oxygen. Bases 1 to 1521 code for a protein of 506 amino acids.
AUGUCUCCUGGCUGGCUCAAGCCAUGGAACUUCGUCAUUGGGUUACCUAUCCUGGCCGCCGUCGUGGCCCUGUGUCAGUUCCUGUACAAUAUCUACUUCCACCCACUGGCACAAUUUCCUGGGCCAGUCCUCUACCGCGGCUCUCAUCUCCCCAAGAUUAUACAGCAGAUCAGGGGCACUGUGCACGAGAAGAUGCUCGAGCUCCACGAGCAGUAUGGGCCUGUCGUCCGCCUUGCCCCCAACGAGCUGACCUACACGUCGGCUACUGCGCUGCGGGAGAUCUACGGGAACCGUGGCGGCAAGAAAUCGAUGCCCCCUCAGUCGACCCUGGGCAAGCACGACCAGAAGAUGUUUGGGGCCACUGCCUUCCUCUGGCUCGAGUCGCAUACCGAGCACCUCCGCCACCGCAGGGUCCUCGCCACGUCCUUCUCCGAGACCUCGCUCAGAGCGCAGCAGCCCAUCAUCCUGGGCUAUGCGGAGCUCCUCACCAAGAAGCUCGGCGAGCGCGCCUCGAGGGGCGAGGUGGUGGACCUGUGGGCCUGGUUCAACUACCUCACGUUUGAUGUGAUUGGGGACCUGACGUUUGGAGAGCCGUUCGGCUGCGUCAAGGACGGCCAGUUCCACCCCUGGAUCUCCUUCAUCUUCUCCAACCUGACGAACAUGAUGUACGCCCAGAUGGUCACCACGAUGGGGUACCUCGGGGCGUUUAUCGAGAUGCUGGUCCCCAGGAAGGUCUGGGCCGAGGCCAUAUCGCACGCCCAGGCGACAAGAGACAAGGUCGACAGGCGCCUGGCUCGGAAGACGGACCGACCAGACUUUGUCACAGGCUUCAUGAAGUACAUCAACAAGCCCGGCGGCAUCACGUCCAACGAGCUGUAUGCGGACUCCAACAUCUUCCUGAUGGCCGGCUCCGAGACGUCAGCCACCCUGCUGGCCGCGGCUGUCUACUACCUCCUCCGCAGCCCAGACAAGCUCCGCAAGCUCGAGGCGGAGAUCCGCGGGACGUUCACGCGCGAGGAAGAAAUCGAUUUCUCCUCGGUGAGCAGGCUGCCGUACCUCGUCGCCGUCAUCAACGAGGCCCUGCGGAUCCACCCCUCCUUGCCCGCCGGGGUCAACCGGACCGUUCCGCCAGGCGGCGCGGUCAUAGACGGCAGGCUCGUCGCCGAGGGCACAAUCCUCCAGGUCCCUCACUGGGCGGCGUUCCACCUCGACGCCAACUUUCGGGACCCCUGGGCUUUCGUCCCCGAGAGGUGGCUCGAGCCGUGCCCGGCGCGGUUCGUCGACGACAACAAGGACGUGUUCCAGCCCUUUAGUUAUGGCCAGCGCAAUUGCAUCGGCCGCAGCCUGGCCUACAUGGAGGCCAAGAUCACCCUGUCCAGGCUGAUCAUGGUCUUCGACAUGGAACUCAUGCCCGAGAGUGCCGACUGGAGCAGGCAGAAGGUGUUCCUGCUGUGGGAAAAAAGGCCUCUGUACGUGCGACUCACGCAGCGGUCUGAGGGAGGCAACCUGUCUCGAGCGUAG